GUGGUGUCUGUGUGGAACUUGACGCUGUGACUGUCCGCUGCCAGCUUUGAUGAUGACUUCCAGACUGUUUGGUGAUGUGGAGGAUGAAGAGGAGGAGGAGGAAGAAGAAGAAGAGAGGAACAACCCGACAGAGGUGAAAAUGAGUCAGAUAGUGAUGCCGUGUCACAGCAACCAUCGGCAGGAACUGAGCGUGGGACAGCUGCUCAAGUGGAUGGACUCCACCGCCUGCCUCUCUGCUGAGAGGCACGCUGGAAGUCCCUGCGUCACUGCUUCCAUUGAUGACAUCUACUUUGAACACACAAUUAGUGUGGGUCAGGUGGUGAACAUCAGGGCGAAAGUCAACAGAGCUUUCAACACCAGUAUGGAGGUGGGCAUACAGGUGAGCUGUGAGGACCUGUUCUCUGAUCGUCACUGGAGGGUUUGUCACGCUUACGCCACCUUCGUUACCCAACGCACAAGCACAGGACAAAAGGUGACUUUGAAGCCCAUCGUCCCUCACACUCAGAAGGAGCAGGUGGAGUACAGCGUGGCAGCUGAGAGGAGGAGGGUCCGGAUGGUGCACGAUGACAUUAUCAAAGACUUGCUCUCCAGUGGGUCGAUCCAGCAGGCUGACAGCUCGGCAGUCUCCAAUAAAGUGGCAGCAGAAAAGACCAAGGUGGAGAGUGUUGAGCUGGUUCUACCUCCACAUGCAAACCAUCAGGUGAAUACUUUUGGAGGACAGAUCAUGGCCUGGAUGGUGAAUGUAGCUACGAUUGCUGCCAGUCGUCUGUGUCAGGCUCAUCCGACUCUUCGGACCAUCGACAUGUUCACUUUCAGAGGACCUUCUCAGGUUGGAGACAGACUGCUGAUGAAGGCAAUAGUCAACAACGCCUUCAAAAACAGCAUGGAAGUAGGGGUGCGUGCAGAGGCCUACCACGAGGACGGGCCUAACCGACACAUAAACUCAGCCUUCAUGACCUUUGAGGUGCUUGAUGACCACGGGAAGCCAUGCACGUUACCAAGGAUACGACCCGAACCUCUG
This is a messenger RNA of Stegastes partitus (bicolor damselfish), 1021 nucleotides long. Its product is annotated as acyl-coenzyme A thioesterase 11-like. The transcript is spliced from 10 exons. The annotation marks the transcript as partial. Gene Ontology annotation, biological process: acyl-CoA metabolic process. Gene Ontology annotation, molecular function: long-chain fatty acyl-CoA hydrolase activity. The record is from RefSeq and is a predicted model, not a curated record. Gene Ontology annotation, cellular component: cytosol; cytoplasm. Lineage: Eukaryota; Metazoa; Chordata; Actinopteri; Pomacentridae.